Molecule: messenger RNA, 1201 nt
Organism: Pararge aegeria (speckled wood butterfly)
Lineage: Eukaryota; Metazoa; Arthropoda; Insecta; Lepidoptera; Nymphalidae
Exons: 4
Coding region: 38-1102 (354 amino acids)
Source: RefSeq, a predicted model, not a curated record
CUUUUACAUAUUUAUAAUUAUUAAUAAUAUAAUAAUCAUGUCUUAUAUGUCGGGCUUUUAUGACAACAGCAAUUUUACAUUCCAAAAUUUUCAAAUUAAUCCCACACAUUAUCCUUUACCUCCCUUCCCUCCACCUCCUGUCACCCCUUUUUCAUUAACCCCUGAACUAACUGACCAGGAUUUCUUGAAAAAGUUUGAAAAUCGCAUACCUAAUGAGGUCAAGCGAAAAGUUAAUACACUUAACAUAUCAGAACUUCAUGACAAUAUCUAUGAAUUAGUUUUAUCAUUGAAUGAUAUGAAAAUUCAAGAAGGAAAUCUGUCUAACAAUAUUGAUAAAUUAUCUGAAGAAGAAUGGAAGGCCGCACUCGAUAAUAUAAAAGUGAAUAAAAAUGUUAUACAAAGUGUGAUAGCAAAACUAAGCAGUUCAUAUUUAGAUAUGAGCAAGAAGCUUAUUGCAAAAAGAACAGCAAAGAGAUUACGGCUGAAAAGGCUCAAAGAGGAAAGAAAGAUAGAAAAGAAGGAAAGAACAAAGCAGUUGGAAGAGAGAUCCCGCAAGAUUGAUGAGAAUUUGCAGAAAAUAAAAGAUGAUAUUCAGAGAGCUAAACAGGAGGAAGAAGCAAAAAUUCAAGCUGACAUCUUCUUGAAAGAAGUAAUAAGAAAGAAACACGAUGCCAAUAAGAGUAUAGCAAAAUUAGAAGCACUUCUGAAGUUAAGAAAAGCGCGGCAGAACACUGCUAGAGGGAGAGGGCAAGAUGUAUCAGAUACUGAGGCAACUACCUUCCAAAAUAAUAUUGAACGGAUCAAAAAACUAUGGGAACUCAAACUUCUUACGUACGAACAAGAAGAAUCAGAGUCGCGAGCUCAAAUGGCACAGAACAACAAACAAACAGAUUCCUCAACUUUAAUGGAGACCGAGGUCAAAGGCAACUUGGUGAAGUGGAGGCAGGUGUUGUUCGGUGGGGAUGUGUACCCUCAGGUCGAUUUCAAAGGGGAUGUGGCGAGGUUUAUUGAUGUUAGAUCGCAAUGGGAUUGCUACAUAGAUGAAGGUGCGGAAUCAACCCCUCUCCCCAUGGGGUGGGUUGUCCCCAACUCAACGAAUUAGUUGCGACUUGAAAGUCUUACUAUAUUUUUGCAUAAACUUUGUAGAAUUGAUGUUUUUAUGUGUUUAUGCUUGACGAUAAAUUGUAUUUGUAAUAAUUAA